Molecule: messenger RNA, 858 nt
Organism: Penicillium olsonii
Lineage: Eukaryota; Fungi; Ascomycota; Eurotiomycetes; Eurotiales; Aspergillaceae
Source: the annotation of a GenBank genome assembly
AUGACUUCUCCCGUGUGGCUUAUCACCGGCGCCUCCAAUGGCUUCGGCCUAGAGAUGUGCCUUCACGUCCUCCGUGCGGGGCACCGUGUCAUCGGCUCCGUCCGCAGUAAGACCAAGGCCGCCACAGCGGUUCAGCAAAUCGAGCAAGCAGGAGGCACCAUCAUCGAGCUGGACAUGACUGAGUCCCAAGCCAGCAUUGCCUCCAAGAUCCACCCCCUCGGCCGCAUUGACUACCUCGUCAAUGUCGCAGGCUACUCCAUCCUAGCUGCCUGUGAGGAUAUCACGGAGAAGGAGGCUACUCUCCAGAUGACUACGAACUUCUUCGGCCCCCUGUAUACCCUGCAGGCGGUCCUUCCGGCCAUGCGCGCCCAGCGCUCGGGCACUAUUGUCAAUAUCUCUAGUGGUGCUGCGCAGGACCCUUUGCCGGCUUGCUCCUUGUAUAGUGCUUCCAAGGCUGCGUUGGAGGCUGCUUCGGAAGCGCUGGCUAAGGAGGUCGCUCCUCACAAUAUUCGUGUGCUGAUUGUUGAGCCGGGCAAUUUCCGUACUAACUUCGUGGGGGCUUUGGCUGACGCAAGCCCUGACCCAACAACUGUCGCCCCUCACUAUGACGACCCCGUGGGAAUGGUGAUGCGUAAGUUCCUUACCGUCCAUGGUAAGCAGCCUGGCGAUCCUCAGAAGGGGGUUGAGCGCAUCUUCGAGGCUGUCACCGGUACCGGAAUGGCCGGUCCCUUGGCGGGCAAGAUCUCGAGACUCGUGCUGGGUGGCGAUGCGUAUGCGAGAAUGCAGAAGAGCUGCGAGCGAUUCGGUAACGAUCUGAGUUUGCAGGAGGAGGUCGCUUUGAGCACCAACUAUGCCUAG